AUGUGGCCCGAUGAACAGACUGUCGAAAGUAUUGUUGGUAGUGAAAAUCGACUGUUCAUAAUCUUAUACAAGGAGCUGUACUAUCGCCAAGUUUAUGCUCGCAAUCAGCGUGGACCAUCACUUUCGCAUCGAUUUGAGUCCUUCAUGAAUUAUCAGGAUCUGUUCUCGGAAAUUCUUUCGAGCAAAGAGCCAGUCUCCCUGUCUCUUCCAAAUGUUUGGCUUUGGGAUAUCAUAGAUGAGUUUGUAUACCAGUUCCAAGCAUUUUGCCUGUACAAAGCAAAUCCUCAAAAGAGAAGCGUUGAUGAAGUCGAUGAGCUGAUAAGUAUUGAAGAAGCGCAAAAUGUAAGUAAUUUUUCCUUAUUGUUGCUCGUUUCCACAUAGCU
Molecule: messenger RNA, 383 nt
Organism: Cylicostephanus goldi
Lineage: Eukaryota; Metazoa; Nematoda; Chromadorea; Rhabditida; Strongylidae
Source: the annotation of a GenBank genome assembly